GUGUCUGUGUCUUAGCUUGAGACACUCCUAAAAUUCUUCCCUGUGCCAGCAUAUCGGAAUCUUACCCUUCAAUGCUUAACUGAGGUUGCAGCCCUUAAUUUUGGGGACUUCUACAAUGUGCAGUAUGUUAAGAUGUAUAGUAUCUUCAUGGUGCAGUUACAGGUUAUUCUCCCCUCUACUACAAACAUCCCUGAGGCUUAUGCACAUGGAAGUAGUGAGGAACAAGCAUUUAUUCAGAACUUGGCACUGUUUUUCACUUCAUUUUACAAGUUUCAUAUUCGAGUGCUAGAAGCUACUCAAGAGAAUAUAACUGCUUUGCUAAUGGGUCUUGAAUAUCUUACUAACAUCUCGUAUGUGGAUGACACUGAGGUUUUUAAGGUUUGCUUGGAUUACUGGAAUUCCUUGGUUUUGGAACUGUUUGAAUCACACCAUAACAUUGAUAAUCCUGCAGUAGCAGCUGCAAAUAUGAUGGGACUGCAGAUGCCGAUGCUUCCUGGUAUGGUUGAUGGCAUUGGUUCACAAAUUCUUCAGAGGCGGCAGCUUUUUGCCAUUCCAAUGUCAAAGUUAAGAAUGCUUAUGAUUUGUCGAAUGGCUAAGCCUGAAGAGGUUCUCAUAGUUGAAGAUGAAAAUGGGAAUAUUGUUCGUGAGACCAUGAAGGACAAUGAUGUUCUUGUUCAAUACAAGAUAAUGAGGGAGACUCUUAUCUAUUUGUCUCAUCUUGAUCAUGAGGACACUGAAAAGCAGAUGUUGAAGAAACUAAGUAAGCAAUUGAGUGGCGAGGAUUGGACUUGGAACAACUUGAACACAUUAUGCUGGGCAAUAGGAUCUAUAUCUGGCUCCAUGAUGGAGGAACAGGAAAACAGAUUCUUGGUGAUGGUCAUUCGUGAUUUAUUGAAUUUAUGUGAAAUCACAAAAGGGAAAGAUAAUAAAGCUGUUAUUGCUAGUAACAUUAUGUAUGUUGUUGGGCAGUACCCAAGGUUUUUAAGAGCCCAUUGGAAAUUCUUGAAAACUGUUGUGAAUAAGUUGUUUGAGUUCAUGCAUGAGACUCAUCCAGGAGUUCAGGAUAUGGCCUGUGACACAUUCUUGAAAAUUGUUCAGAAGUGCAAGCGGAAGUUUGUAAUUGUACAGGUUGGAGAGAAUGAACCAUUUGUCUCUGAACUUCUAACAGGCCUUCCGACAACCAUAGCUGAUCUUGAGCCACACCAGAUUCAUACGUUCUAUGAAUCUGUUGGUCACAUGAUACAAGCGGAAUCUGAUCCCCAGAAGCGGGAUGAAUACCUUCAGAGGUUGAUGGAGCUCCCAAAUCAGAAAUGGGUUGAGAUCAUAGGGAAGGCGCGUCAAAGUGUUGAUUUCCUGAAGGAUCAAGACGUAAUCCGGACUGUGCUUAAUAUAUUGCAGACAAAUACUAGCGUUGCCAAUUCACUUGGAACAUAUUUUUUAUCUCAAAUUUCUCUGAUCUUUUUGGACAUGCUUAACGUUUACAGAAUGUACAGUGAGCUUAUAUCAAGUAGCAUUGCAGAAGGAGGGCCCUUUGCAUCUAAAACAUCCUAUGUGAAACUUUUACGGUCGGUUAAAAGAGAGACUCUUAAGCUCAUUGAGACAUUCUUGGACAAGGCAGAAGAUCAACCACAAAUUGGAAAACAAUUUGUGCCCCCAAUGAUGGAUCCCGUUCUUGGUGACUAUGCUAGGAACUUGCCUGAUGCUAGGGAAUCAGAAGUUCUCUCACUUUUUGCCACAAUAAUAAAUAAGUAUAAAGCUGCAAUGAUUGAUGAUGUGCCUCGCAUAUUUGAAGCAGUUUUCCAAUGCACAUUGGAGAUGAUCACAAAAAAUUUUGAAGAUUACCCAGAGCAUCGGCUCAAGUUUUUUUCAUUACUUCGUGCAAUUGCUACACAUUGUUUUCCUGCAUUGAUUCGUUUAUCAAGUCAGCAACUGAAGCUUGUCAUGGAUUCCAUUAUAUGGGCAUUUCGGCACACAGAAAGGAAUAUUGCUGAAACUGGGCUGAAUCUUUUAUUGGAGAUGCUAAAGAACUUUCAGAAUUCCGAGUUUUGUAAUCAAUUCUACCAGUCAUACUUUUUGCAAAUUGAGCAAGAAAUAUUUGCUGUAUUGACGGACACCUUUCAUAAACCUGGUUUCAAGUUGCAUGUCUUGGUGCUACAACACUUGUUUUGCCUGGUGGAGUCUGGUGGGUUGACGGAGCCGUUGUGGGAUGUUGCCACAGUUCCUUAUCCAUAUCCAAACAACACGAUGUUUGUUCGUGAGUACACAAUAAAACUUCUGAGCACUUCAUUCCCCAACAUGACUGCAGCAGAGGUCACGCAAUUUGUGAAUGGACUGUUUGAGUCAAGAAAUGAGCUCUCUGCAUUUAAAAAUCAUAUAAGAGACUUUCUUGUGCAGUCAAAAGAGUUUUCAGCUCAGGACAACAAAGACCUUUAUGCAGAGGAGGCUGCUGCUCAGAGAGAAAGAGAGCGACAGCGGAUGCUUUCCAUUCCAGGGCUUAUUGCACCCAAUGAGAUACAAGAUGAGAUGUUGGACUCAUAAAUGGCUGACGCUGAUGUGAAUCUAAUGUCAUGGACUUCUAUAACUCAAGAGUUGCAAGUGGGCACCUUGAUUCAUUUUUACCAGAUUCUGUGGAUAAGAGCAGAAAAGAGCAAUUUUCCCUAUGUGUCCCUCCUGUUCCCCAGAGUUUUCUUGUUGAACCUUGUAUAAAUCAGUAAGGUACCUGGGUGCAAUGGUUGGGCUGCCGGCGAUACCGCCUAUUGGUGGCUGUGUGUAGGUUAUUUAGUUACUAAUGGUAGGGGGAUAAAAAGAGUCAUUAUACGGGUUUUGCUGGAUCCAGCUUAAUAUUUGUAUUGGCAGGAUGAGAUGCAGACAGUUUAAAUGGCUCCUUUGCAAGUAUUGAUGAUUCAUCUUUAGGUGUAACGUAUACUAACCCUGGGGGGUUGUGUAGAAAUUCAAUCGGUUUUUAUUGAUAGAAUGUGAUAUGUUUUGGUGUUUGGUUUAAGGGCUUCUUUCUCCCUACUAUUUAAAAGUUUUUAGUGAACUCCCAAGUACUGAUUGCACUUGAUGUAUGGCAUUCUAUUGCUUCUGAUUUUAUCA
This is a messenger RNA of Quercus lobata, 3096 nucleotides long. RefSeq names its product protein EXPORTIN 1A. The coding region runs from base 133 to 2538 and encodes 801 amino acids. Gene Ontology annotation, cellular component: cytoplasm; nucleus. NCBI's taxonomy places the organism in Eukaryota, Viridiplantae, Streptophyta, Magnoliopsida, Fagales, Fagaceae. The transcript has 25 exons. Gene Ontology annotation, molecular function: nuclear export signal receptor activity. Gene Ontology annotation, biological process: ribosomal large subunit export from nucleus; ribosomal small subunit export from nucleus; protein export from nucleus. The record is from RefSeq and is a predicted model, not a curated record.